AUGCUUUCUUUCCCCAAAACUUCCGUUUCCAAGUCAAUUGCGGGUGUUUCCUCUAGAAUAUCUUUAAGAAUGCUCACUGCCCACGCCGUUGUCUUUUCCGAUCACGGAGAACCAAAGGAUGUUUUGUCCACCCACACCUAUGAAAUCGACGAGAAUAACUUGUCUGCAAAUGAAAUCGUGGUUAAAACUUUAGGUGCACCUGUCAAUCCUUCUGACAUCAACCAAAUUCAGGGUGUCUAUCCCAGUCAGCCGGAAAAAACCACAGCUUUGGGCACCGAGAAGCCUCUGGCUGUAUGUGGAAACGAAGGACUUUUUGAAGUGUUGAAGGUAGGAUCCGCUGUCAAGAAUUUGCAGCCAGGCGAUUGGGCCGUACCCACCAACGUCAACUUUGGAACCUGGAGAACUCAUGCCUUGUGCAACGAUUCACAGAUGAUGAAGAUUCCAAACCCAAAACAAUCCAAAGCCAAUGGAAAGCCUCAGGGCCUCUCCAUUAACCAGGGAGCUACCAUUUCUGUAAACCCAUUGACUGCUUACUUGAUGCUUACACAUUACGUGAAAUUGACUCCAGGAAAGGACUGGGUUGUUCAGAAUGGUGGUAACUCUGCUGUUGGCAAGUACGUGACUCAGAUCCUGAGAAUUUUGGGAUUCAACUCGCUCUCGGUGAUCAGAGACAGACCCAACUUAGAUGAGGUCAUUGCAGGAUUAAAGGAGACCCAUGGAGCUACUCAAGUUAUCACUGAGGAGCAGGCCAACUCGCGUGAAUUCAACGCAGAGGUGAAGAAGUGGGUCAAGGAAUCUGGUGGAGAAAUCAAGCUUGGCUUGAACUGUGUGGGAGGCAAAUCGUCUACUGCCGUUGCCAGAAAGUUGGCCAACAAUGGCUUGAUGCUCACCUACGGAGGAAUGUCAUAUCAGCCAGUGAUUCUUCCAACCUCUUUGCACAUCUUCAAGAACGUAACCAGCGCAGGUUUCUGGGUCACGGCCUUGUUAAAGAAUGACCCUCAGUUGAAGAGAGCCACCAUGGACCAAAUUGUGGAGUGGUACGAGGAGGGAAAGCUCCAAGAUGCUCCUUCAGUUGAGACGAAGUACGAAGCAGAUUUGGCAGAUGCAUUCAAGGCUGCUGUUGCCAGCAGUAAGGACGGCAAGCAGCUUGUUACAUUCUAG
Sungouiella intermedia is the source of this 1161-nucleotide messenger RNA. The record is from the annotation of a GenBank genome assembly. NCBI's taxonomy places the organism in Eukaryota, Fungi, Ascomycota, Pichiomycetes, Serinales, Metschnikowiaceae.